Messenger RNA from Schistocerca serialis cubense, 4097 nucleotides. RefSeq lists its product as uncharacterized. The record is from RefSeq and is a predicted model, not a curated record. Gene Ontology annotation, molecular function: GTP binding; GTPase activity; calcium channel regulator activity. Bases 139 to 2106 code for a protein of 655 amino acids. Gene Ontology annotation, cellular component: plasma membrane. The transcript is spliced from 10 exons. NCBI's taxonomy places the organism in Eukaryota, Metazoa, Arthropoda, Insecta, Orthoptera, Acrididae.
CACGACCUGCUGUCGACCGCGAGUUCGGCGCUCCGCCGCCUGCAUUUCAAGUCAGCAGGCGGCAGCCGCACCCGCAGUAAACAGCAGCAGCAGCAGCAACAGCAACAGCAGGGGCAGGGCGUGCCCAAGGUGGUGAUCAUGGGUUCGAGCACGACGUCCACCUCGUCGAACAACACGAUCAACACGUCGACGGACUCGGCCAACACGGUGGCGACGCUCAUCACGGUGACGGACGGCGACUGCGACGACGAAGCCGACCCCGAGCCCGAGACGAAGGCCUUCUCGCCGCCUCCCGAGCGGCCCGCCGUCUCGGCGCAGCGCCGCCAGGAGCUGCUCGACGAGAUUUUCAGCAGCGUGAGCGCCCACGCUCCGCCGGAGUCCCCGCUGGUGCCGCCGCCUGCGCCGCCGGUCACGCCGCUGACGCCACUGCUGGGCGCGUGCCGGCGCGACACGCGCUUCUUCGCGCGCAGCGAGGACCUGGACUCGCCGCCGCCCGAGGCCAGGGGGCCCGCCCCCGCCGCCACGCUGCCGCCCCCCGCGGCCCGCGCCCCCCACGGGCUGCAGCACCCGCACCCGCUGCCCGCGCUCACGCUGCGCCGAGCCUCCUCCGUCAGCACGCCGCCGACCGUCGUACCGCUGAACCCCGACAAGGUGCCACCGCGAGGCGGCACGGGUACGGGGGAGGACGUGUCGGAGGCGGCGCCGCCCCCGCGGCUGCACCGGCGCAGCACUCGCGGCUCCCGCCACAAGCGCAAGAGCACCAGCAGCAGCGGCGGCGUGGCGGGGGGCGGCGCUAUAAGUAGCGGCGCGGCGGCGCCCGUGGUGAACACGACGGCCAACCCGCUGCAGGCGAUCGUGGCCGGCCGACACCCCAACCAGCAGCCCACGGCCAUCGUAGUGCAGCCCGGAGCCAACCCAGGUGUCGCCACGGUGCUGCUCAAGGACGCGCGCGCUCAGCGCGAGGAGAACAUGAAGCAGCUGCUCGACGUCGCCAACAACCUCACGCUGCAGGAGCUGCACGACUUCGAGAUGAGGUACGGGUCGCCGCACCACAGCCGGUCGCAGAGCGUGAAGGCGGCGGGCAGCAGCCGGCCCACGUACCUGAGCCUGCCGCAGCAGCGGUCGCGCGUCGCCUCGAUGCCCAACACGGGCGUCGAGGAGGAGUACUACCGCCUGCGCCACUUCAGCAUCACCGGCAAGGGCGUCGUCAACCGCGGCGACUCGCUCAAGAGCCGCCGCUCGCGCUCCAACAACAGCGUCACUUCCAGCAACUCCAGCCACAGCACGGAGCACCUGACGGCGCAGCACUGCGGCUCUGCGCGCACCAGCGCCACGGCGUCGCUGGCGUCGAGUCGCGAGUCGAGCGCGGCGUCGCCUCCCGCCCCGCUGCGCGUCGUCAUGCUGGGCGCCGCCGGCGUCGGCAAGUCGUCGCUCGUGUCGCAGUUCAUGACCUCCGAGUACCUGCACGCCUACGACACCUCGCUCGAUGAUGAGUACGGAGAGAAGUCCGUCAGUGUGCUACUGGACGGCGAGGAGUCGGAACUGACGUUUAUCGACCACCCCUGCUCUGAAAUGUCGCCGGAGAACUGCGUCACGACGUACGACCCGCACGCGUUCUGCGUCGUCUACUCGACUGCGGAUCGCGGAAGCCUCCGGGUGGCUGAGGAAGUGCUGCAGUGCCUCUGGAAGAGCGACUCCAUCAGCACCAAGGCUGUCAUCCUGGUCGCCAACAAGACGGACCUCGUGCGCAGCAGGACCGUCACCACCGACGAGGGAAAGAGCAUGGCGACAUCGUACGACUGCAAGUUCAUCGAGACGUCGGUGGCCAUCAACCACAACGUGGACGAGCUGCUCGUGGGACUUCUGACGCAGAUCCGGCUGAAGCGCGAAAACCCGGAGCGCGCCAGGGACCUCCUGCGCAAGAGGUCGAGCCGGAGGAGUCCGGCAGGCGGCAGCACCGGCGGCGGCGGAGCGGUGUCGUGCGGUACUAACAAGCCCUACCGCGGCGCGCGCACCUCCACCUCGCUCAAGGUGAAAGGCCUGCUAGGCCGCGUGUGGGCGAGGGACUCCAAGAGCAAGAGCUGCGAGAACCUGCACGUGCUCUGAGCGCCCACCGCGCCACCUCCUCACGUAAAAGACAACAGUACAACACGCCGACAAGCUACGCUCUGAUUAAAACUACUUGUUAUUUGACCUCGAUCACUUGACACUACAACGCGGCGCUGCUUCUCGACUCAAACGACAGAGCGCGCUUUUCGCUCGCUGCGGUUGGCGACAGUCAAAUGGGCAGCAGCAAGUAUCCCGUAACUGGUUAUGCGUGCACACUACACUGUUCGCAAACUGCAAGUGAAAUGGCGCUUUACUGCCGGCCGAGGUGGUCUCGCGGUUCUAGGCGCGCAGUCCGGAACCGCGCGACUGCUACGGUCGCAGGUUCGAAUCCUGCCUCGGGCAUGGAUGUGUGUGAUGUCCUUAGGUUAGUUUGGUUUAAGUAGUUCUAAGUUCUAGGGGACUGAUGACCACAGCUGUUAAGUCCCAUAGUGCUCAGAGCCAUUUGAGCCAUUUUUUGGCGCUUUACUGCGGCACGUUGGUAACACCAAACAAUCUGUGAGUGACUUUUCGAAGGACUAAAUUCGAAAAUGUAAAUUGUCAACUGACAAGUAAAUUUUAAUCAGACUACCGUGACAGGACUCCCUGCUGCAGCCAAGGAAAAGAUAAAGCGCGAGUAACAACUACUCUCAGGACAAUCAGUGAAGCCGAACUCCCCCUCCACUUCCAAUCCCUUUCUUACUUCAUGACAAUGAUCCCAUACUCUUUGGAAAAUACAAAAUGUUAGCAGCUAAUUUAAGAAAACUAAAACUUCGAAGAAUCGCCCAUUGUCGACAAAGUCAUGCCCUACUGGAGCAGUAUCUCUAUUGAAUCAUCAAGCGACCACAUUAAACUUCCAGAUUGCAAGUUGAAACUUGAUAUUACAUGUUCUAUCGGCAAGAGGGAAACAUAAGCUACUGCUUCCUUUGGGCCGCCUCCAGAGCAGCCGUGACUAGUUUCCAAGAUUAGACCUCCAACUCUCCACUGUGUUAUGGCAAAUCUACAUGUUAUUCUGCAAAAGUAGCCCUUGCCGAAAAAUGUGAGGUUGAUAGUCAGAAAGGAUGGGUCACCAAGAGUUGUUUGGUGAACUAUAAGGAAGAAUAUGAGCAAAGGCGUAGGAUACAUGUGGGUUAAGCAUCGUAUUAUAUCGAAAUUGUAAAACCUUCUGAAAUUUUGCUUUCUCUUUUGCUUCCUCUGAAGUUACCAAUCCUCAUUUUUUUUAUUGUUGACGAAACGUAUGACCCUAAAGGGACUAUUUACCUCACUGCAGAAGACACCUGCAGGGAAGUUUUGCUUCAGGAAUGACUGCCACAAUGCUGUAUCUGCAGACAGUAAUUGAAACAGUGCAGCAGGGAUUCAGAUCACUGCACAAUGUGUUUCCACGACUCAAGUUUACCUGUAAAGUUAAGUAAAAACGGAAACCAUUCCCGUUUAGUAACUGAACGUCAGGAAAAUAUUCUUUGUCAGGUUUUGGAUAGUUUAUAUAUGCUAUUAAUUUAAUAAAAUAUUUGUAAGGUUUUCUUAAUUUGUAGCUUUAAUACAUACUUUUGUACUCCAUUGCAGUUGAACUAUUUAUACUGUUAUUAUUUUUAUACCGUUUUGUACUUAUUAAUCUCUUAUUUUUAUAUUUACUAUCUGUGUGUUGUUUGUAAGAUCGUAUAUGUAGAAGUAUAUAGUGUAAUGACUAGGACUUUAUGCUGUUUUUUUUAUAAACCAACCAAUUAAGAUAAACAUAAAGUUCCAUAUCAGCAGAGGAUAUUUGGAAGCUCAACAGAUACUCCAUUUCGGAUUCUCCCAAAUGAAAUGUCAAAAAUUUCAAAAUUACUAAGAUCACUCUUAGUGGUAAUAUCAGCAUGUGAGGGAGGAAUUGAAGUUUACCAACUCUGGAUCCUUUCCUCCACUUUUAUAUAGUGCUCCACUUAUUUGCAAUGUAAUGAAAUUCCAAUCAUUUUAUUUAUUUUAAUUUGUUGUAUUAAUUACAACCAAAAUCUUUUUGUACUCUCUUCAUUGAU